UAACUUCUCCUUCUAAACAACCUCCCUAAAAACGUCACCCAAAAACGCACACUGAAGCUAACUGACGCAAAAGAAAGAAAGAAAAAAAAAAAAAAAGGUAAUUUCAUUUCUAAUUACCUUUUAUGCGUUUAUUUUUAAACAUCAAAUUUUCCCAAUCUUCUUUGUUUCAACCGCAAACACUGCUUCACUUUCACCAACUGGCAUCUCUUCUCUAAGGAUCUGAUUGUUCAAACCUAAUGUUCCUUUCUCUCUCUCACUCUUUUCAAUUUUCCAGGUCUAUUGAUUUGCUUUCUACUUGGUUUCGCGGCAUUUGUUUUGGAUUUCGUCUUAUUAUUUUGAUAAAUUGAUUGAAUCCUUCACAGUAAUAACUAUAAGCUACGAAUCAAAUGUGCUCUGUGGAUUUGAAUCUGAUUUACAAUUUACGCUUUCUCUGUUUCGUUAAAAUGCAAGUAAAUUUAGUGGGGAUUCUAUCCAAAUCUAAAGAGAGCGAACAAGGACGUCUGUUUCUUUCUCUAAAUAUUAUGCCUGGAAUACAUACAGGCAUACAUAGGCUUCUCUUUCAGGCAUCAGAGGAGGAAAAAGAAAAGCAACAAAUUUGUGAUAAUCCGUCGGCGACGAUAUUGAACAAGGUGGGCUCCUAUUGGCUGGGCCAGAAGGCCAACAACGAGAUCAACUUUGUUGGCCAUGAUAUCAACACUUUGGAGAUUGAGGGGGAUGUUCUUGACAAAGUGAAAUGCUAUGAAGGAGUAUUCUUUAAUUACUUUAGCAUAGGAAUGGAUGCACAAGUUGCUUAUGGAUUCCAUCGUUUAUGUAAUGAGAAACCUUACCUUGCAAAAGUUCCUAUCACGAAUAAGCUGCUUAAUGGUAAUACUGCCAUCUGCCAAACAUAUAUGGAUCAUCUACGGAUUAUAUGUCCUGAUGAUAUUAGUGACUAUACAUGGCAUAACCAAAAGGAAGGAUAG
Messenger RNA from Durio zibethinus, 962 nucleotides. The record is from RefSeq and is a predicted model, not a curated record. NCBI's taxonomy places the organism in Eukaryota, Viridiplantae, Streptophyta, Magnoliopsida, Malvales, Malvaceae.